AUGGCACUGCAGUGCCCUCAUCAGCACGUGUCCUACGCAACAUGGCGUCUGCAAGUCAUUCGUUCUCUUAUCCGUUCCGAAAGCCAAAGUCUGGCUGCGCUCUCUCCCUCCCGUUCAGCAUGGUGGAAACGCGAUUAUAGGACGUCUCAAUACCUCCGGGAAGAUCGAUCAAACCAAAAUUCGGGUCGUUCAACUAGCGAGCCAAACCCCUCUGUCAAGCCUACUGUCAAGAAGUCUACUCCCCCGAAUCCUUUCGAUUCUGAGGGCAUCGAUCGUCUACAAGAUGCUCUUGCGGAGGUGAGGGUCUUGCACCAGCAGAGGGUUGAGAAAGAGCCCGAUCCCAGGAAAGGUCCGCAGAAAAGCCAACCAAUCAUCUAUGAAUCACCGGUCAAACGAAUACUUGAGAGAUCAGCAGCCCGGAAGUCUCACAAGAGACAGCCAAACCAGGAAGAGAAGGCAUCCUUAUAUGACAAUCUUUGGGCACGCAUUCUUGCCACCCCCAUCAGGUCAUGCUUCAGCAGCGGCACGAGAUUGCCCAUCGCUCUCUUAAGUGACUGGGAUGUCGUUCAAGAGCCAAAGACCAAGUCAAUGUACUUGAUGCCGACAGGAUUGGCAGAUCUGGACGGUAUGGAGAAGAACAUGGUAGACGCGGUGCGGAAGGAGGCAUGGAUACGUGAACCGAAUUCACGGCAAGCCCUCGAACAACGUGAUAUUACCUCUAAAAGGGAUGAAAGUGUCUCUGAGAAAGACUCCGACAUUGAAUAUGUCAAGCCUGAUAAGAAAGCCAAUCCCGUCCUCUCAUUCGCGAAAUCCCGUGUCUUCAUGUAUGUCAACUACCUUCGAUACCUUACAAUCAUGCUCGGUAAGCAACGACCCCCGACUGGGGAGAAACGCAACCAGGCAAUGGAGUAUAAUGCUGCUCGUCUGUUGCAUCCCAGGAAUAGAGAAAAAUUUGGGCUAGCUACUCACUACGAGCGCAACAGGGUGGACGUUGCUAUGAAAACAGGCCAGAUCGAGAAGCCACCUCCUGACUCUGAAAAAUUCCAAUUUCAGCACCUAAAGUGGCAACCAGAGAUCAGCGAACGCUUGACCAAUAUUUUGCAGAAGCGAGUGGUGGUUGCCUUGCGGGAAACGAUUCGAGUGCUCAACGAAUCUGAUCGAAAGCAGCACGAGCGAAUCGUGCUUCCUUUGGCCAUACCCAGAACUCGCUCACUUUCCGUCAUAAAGCGUCACGGCUACCGUGAAGCGCUGUUCGCUCAGCUCAAGGCUCAACUAGGCGAGACAGAUGGCAGUAAGCAGGUAGAAGGCUCUACGAACACGGCUACUUACCCUGAUUUCGAUGAACUGGUAGAAGGGCCACCAAUCCACGAAGGCCAAGCGCCACAACCUCCUCCCUCAUGGCUGGCUGGGAGUAUUCUACUGCACAUCGGCCGAGGCGAUAUCGAACAGCUUCUCAACUCCGAGAGCAAACCCACACCCGCAUCACCAUAUCUUCCUCCACUACCCAAGAAUAACAUGAUUCCAACAAUGAUACCAGUGGCUGGCGCUUACCGUCUGCCAGUCUUCUCUGUACAUCAUCUGUUCGCGAGGCCACCCAACGACACUCGACCCGCCCAUCCGGAAGCCAGUGCCGACCUCAGCGAACUAGCCGACAUCAUCAACACCUGCCCAUCAUUCAAUUUCGCAUGGCCACCCGUCAUGCCGGCCCUCCCACUGUACUCUCCCACGGGCGACGCCGCGCUCCAAGGCCCCGAAGACUUCCUGGUCCUCAUCAAAGCAUUCCCCGGCGGGCCCAAGACCCUGAUCGAAGAGAUCUGGCGACUGUGGCGAUACAUCGGCGGGCGCGCAUACGGCCACGAGCCCGUCUUCCACGACACAGCUUUCCGUGGAGACCCUGUCCCGGAAGAAAGCCUCGACGAGCCAGCCACAGAGAAACUCAACGUUGAUGUCACAGAGGAGCGACAGGUCGUCCCGCGCGCAGAGACACACGGUCCCAUAAGGAGUCUUCAGCAGCAACAACAGAAUAGUACACUGACAAGCGGCGCACCCGCAUCGUCCACACCACAAUUGCACUCUGCAUCACGACCAUCGAUGUCCUCCUCGUUCGGCCUCACCAUGUCGCGCAAGGAGUUCAAGACCUGGCUGGGUGACAAAUACCCCGCUGCGCCGGAUGCAUUGGUGCGUUAUGAGCCUUUGUGUAAAUAG
This is a messenger RNA of Exophiala bonariae, 2205 nucleotides long. RefSeq lists its product as uncharacterized. The transcript has a single exon. The coding region runs from base 1 to 2205 and encodes 734 amino acids. NCBI's taxonomy places the organism in Eukaryota, Fungi, Ascomycota, Eurotiomycetes, Chaetothyriales, Herpotrichiellaceae. The record is from RefSeq and is a predicted model, not a curated record.